Molecule: messenger RNA, 297 nt
Organism: Prunus armeniaca (apricot)
Lineage: Eukaryota; Viridiplantae; Streptophyta; Magnoliopsida; Rosales; Rosaceae
Source: the annotation of a GenBank genome assembly
AUGAAGGUGGAGUUGGUGGUUGUGGUAGGGAUGGCACUUGUGGAGGUGGUGGUAGUGACAGCAUGUUGUAAAGGUUUUGGAGGAGGUGGUGGUAGUGGUGGUGGUGGUGGUGGUAGUGGAGGUGAAGGUAGAGUUGGUGGUGGUGGUUGUGGUGGAGGUGAAGGUGGAGUUGGUGGUGGUGGAGGAGGAGGUGGUGUUGGUGGUGGUGGUGGCGAUGGCGGUGGUUGUGGAGGUAGUGAAUGUGGUGGUGUAAGUGGUGGAGUUGGAUGUGGAAGUGGAGGUGGUGUUAUUUUUUAA